Messenger RNA from Lagenorhynchus albirostris (white-beaked dolphin), 786 nucleotides. RefSeq names its product transmembrane protein 125-like. The record is from RefSeq and is a predicted model, not a curated record. NCBI's taxonomy places the organism in Eukaryota, Metazoa, Chordata, Mammalia, Artiodactyla, Delphinidae.
AUGGCUGCCUCCAUCCCAGGCAGAGGCAGGGCCAGGUCUGAGCCAGCUCUGUUUCCUCCAAGUGUGCAUACUUUUGUUGGUACUGGCAGCCUCUGCCUUAGUGACGAGCAACACUGCAGUAAGAGGGGCUGGAGCAGGAGCCCAAUGUGGGCUGGGGGGCUGUGCUGGGGUAGUCCUGGCAAGCUGGCCAGAGCCCCAGUUUUCAAUAUGCUGUUCUGCCCUGUGACUGGGAGCCAACAAGUCUGUGUGCACACUCUUCAUGAGCAGACUCUUGGUUUCUUACUGGCCUCCAGCCUUGUGGCGAGCCUGGCGCUGCUCUCCCCCACCAGCAGCUGCUUGAGCAAGUAGCAGCUGGUAGUAGGCACUGUGCUCUGUCUGCUGGCUCCUCUGGUUCUGGUUAAGCAGCUGAUGAGCUCAGCUGAGCUGGACAUGAACUGCGUGUGUCAGCUGCACAGCUGUGGAGGUGAUGAUGCCAUCGUGGUGCUGCUUGGUGGCCGUCUACUGGUCACCAUCCUGGUGCUGGCUGGCCUGGCCAUUUCCCCUGCUUGGCCACUGGCUGCCAUGUUGUCAGUAGGCAUUGCUCUGGUUGCCUCAGGCUCACUCUUGCUGCUGGGUUUGCUGCUGUAUCAAGUGGGUGUGAUUGGACACUGCCUACCCUUCUGUGUGGCUGCCUGCCCACCCCCUGCUGCCCAAGGUGACCACCACAGUGGCAAUGGAAGCAUCUUCAGCAUGUCACGAUGGUUGUCUGCUGGCCAGUGUCAUGCAACCACAUCCAGCCUCAUAUGA